This is a messenger RNA of Sabethes cyaneus, 8068 nucleotides long. RefSeq names its product SLIT-ROBO Rho GTPase-activating protein 1-like. Gene Ontology annotation, molecular function: protein binding. The record is from RefSeq and is a predicted model, not a curated record. Gene Ontology annotation, biological process: signal transduction; negative regulation of cell migration. Lineage: Eukaryota; Metazoa; Arthropoda; Insecta; Diptera; Culicidae. The coding region runs from base 2039 to 6244 and encodes 1401 amino acids. Gene Ontology annotation, cellular component: cytoplasm. The transcript is spliced from 16 exons.
CAUGAACGUUACCUUCUUCUCGAUCCCAACGUACGACGAUCUCUCCUCGUCGGGUGUUGUGCGCGGCGAAUAGUGACUGUGCGUUUACCCACGCGUGUGUAGUAAUGAACAACCACUUAAUUCAUAAUCGCUAAUUGUUUCAGUUUCGGUGAGUGGUCACUGUGCGAAAAAUGCUACCUUCUGAAAGGUGAUUCGUCUGUAGAAUUCAAAUGAAAAAUCUUCAUUCCGGAAAAGUCUUAAGUUAAAGAAAAGUGAAAAAAAAAAAACGAUUCCGCAGCAGUAGCAAUGUGGAAAGCUUAGCAUUGAGCAGUGAAAUAUAUUCUAUAUGCUAAAUAGUAAUUUAUUAUCGUGGUGCUGUUUUUAGACGUGCUCUGCUAAAAAUAUCUUCCUAUAUGCAGCGAUGUAGGGAAAAAAAGUUCGCGUUGGUGUGCGAGAACGUGUGAAGAAGGAAAAACAAGUGUGUAUCUUAACCAGGGCUAUCGCGAGUGUGUAGUAUAGCCUGUUAGUGGCAUUUAAAACAGCAAAUUCCCACCGUCUAACGGUAUAAACAACGAACUGAAUACGAGACUUUUGGCCCGAAUAUGAGCCUGCAUAUUUUUGUAGUAGAUUAGUAUGCGUGCCUGGAUCAAGGUGCCAAAAGGGUUGUAUUUAUCGUUUACAACCGCUGCGUUGCGCUGCGCUGUCGCUGUGCUGUUGCCGAGAGACGGAAAAGCAAACCCGUCUCGGUUUCGGGGAAAAAGUCGUGCUGGCUGAACUCUCGGAGGGGGUUCCAUAGAUAGCAAAUACAACUACAACAGCAGCGCCAGCAGCAGCAGUAGAAGUUAACAACCAUUGCGUCUUCACAGGGACCCCCGCGUGCCAACCAAGUGAACGUUUGUUCAUGGCAUUCUUUCCCUGAUAGCCGAGAACUUGUCCGCUUGCUGUAUUUGCGUAGAUAGGAAUAACCGUCCGUCCGACUGGUGGUAAGAGUCCUCUUACGUUUCUGCACUUACACAGACAUUCAGACAGGAAGAAUUGGCCGACGCAGUAGCAUAGCAGCUGAGAAAACAACAACAAGCGAAAAAUAAACAGAAACACAAACCGCGCGCAGUCCCAAUGCCGAGCUCAGCGCUAGCAGCUAGAGUGUUCACCACUUGCUUCGAUCCUGUCUGCUUACACUAGUUUGCCGACCGUCGGCCCGUUGGGAUGCGUUUUCGUUCGUUUGCUUGCUUGUUCGUUCCGUCGCUCCGUGACUGAGUAAGAAGUGAGAUUGAACCCCUAGCCAGAACCGGUGAACCGAAUCGCGCGUAAGUGAAGAUCGUGUAACAAAGUCGCUAGAUUACCGGUGUGACAGGGAACCGCGUGGGCGUCCAGCGUGAAAGUGUGUGGAAAGAGUCGCCUAUCCGUUCAAGAUCGUCGCAAGCGCAGGGUUUAUUUCGGUGGCGCGUCGUCGCCCUCGCCAUCGUCGUUGUCGUCAAGUCCGAACACCUAUACUAAAUUACGUCACCCUGAUGUUUGGACCUGCCAGCUACUGCCAGUCAUAGACGUCUUUAGUGCUAGAUGGCGUAUGAGCUAAACCUGCUUUGGUGCUGUUGAAGAGUUUGCGUAUCACUUUCUGUUGCUUUUGUUGACGAACAAGAAGUGCCUGGUUCGAGGCCGUGACAGAUCUCUGCAUGCUGGAUGAGUAUUUUCGGUCGACGAUAAUAAAAGCAACCAAAUGUGGCGUGUGUUUUAUAAACAAAUAUCAUUUCGCAGUGAUUCAAAGCAGUAAGCAUAAGGCAGAAUAAAAAAUUUAAUUCGAUGUUGUGAAAGUUGUGUCACAUCUGGAUACUGCCUGUGCUAAGUGAUCAAUUACUACUAUCAUGAGAUCAUCGUGUUGAAAAAUCUUUACAACAGUUGGUUCAGCGUUCAAGAUCAUGUAACGAGAUAAGUGAUUCUAGAGAGCGUGCUUAAAAUAUUAUUGCUUACAACAAUAGUGUUCGUAGUCGGUACCGUAACCAACUGGUAAAUCGUGUUUGAAUUAUUGUUUCAUCAUCCGGCAACAACGGACGGCAGCGUCAUGAACGGCGUCACACUAAUGGACGAAAACGAUGUGGACAUCAAGAGCCCCAUUCGGCGGCUAGGAUCAACCCGCAAGCUUAACCUCUUCAACAACAUCCGACAACAGCUGAACGAACAGCUCAAGUUUCUCGACGUACGCAUGGAAUCACAGAUCUCGCUGAUUCAGGAAUUGCAAGACUUCUUCCGGCGGCGCGGAGAGGUAGAGUUGGACUACAGCAAGAGUCUCGAUAAGCUGGCCAAGAGCUUACAGUUACGACACAAGGAACAGCGACAAAAACGCGAACAGUGGCCAAUGUUCUCGUCGUACUCAUGCUGGCAACAGCUAGUGAAUCAGACCAAAUCCUUGUCCAGGGAUCAUGCUGCACUUUCCGAAAUUUACUCAGUACACCUAGUGGCACGGUUGCAAUCCGUUUGGGAUGAUGUGCAACGGAUAUACAGAAAGUGCCGCGAGAUAGGCUUCGAGACGCACGUCGAGAUCUUGCGAAUCCUGCAGGAGCUACACACCAACAUGAAAACCUAUCACACUUACCAAACCGAGGCCAAGGAGGCCGAAAAGAAACUUCGAGCGGCCGAAAAUCAACGCAUGAAGCUGCAGCAAAGUGUGCCCAAAGAAAAGCUAGAACGAAGUAAAAAGUACCGACUGAUCGAGAAGGAGGUACUGAAGCGCAAGAACAAAUACACCGAUGCAAGACUGAAGGCCCUGAAGGCGAAAAAUGAGUACCAGCUGUGUCUGGAGGCUUCCAACACCACUAUUCACAAAUAUUUCGUCGAGGAUCUGAGCGAUUUAAUCGAUUGCAUGGAUCUCGGAUUCCACUCAGUAGUCUCGCGGGCGCUGCUGAUGCACGUUUCUGCCGAUCAGGGCCGCUGCCGGGCAGUUCUGAACAAUACGGACACCCUAUCGCACAUAAUAAACUCGAUGGACAGUCGGGCUGACAAGCAAAAGUUCCUUGAGCAGCACAGUGCAGCUUUCAUGAUUCCGAAACGGCUCGAAUUUCAGGGUCAGGAAGAAGACAUUGAGCCGGAACUGCAGAAAGCAUUACAUCAGGAGAUGGAAUCUCGCCUGUUCCAACUCGAACAGAGGGUCAAUAACCUUCGAAUGGAAUCGGAGGAAAUUUGGAAGACGCUAGAAACGGCAGAAAUUAAUCUGCUGGAAAUUCUAAACACCAAGGACUACGAUUGUAGUGUUGCGUUUGGCGAGGGAGCGGCUGGUUUUCCGAAACCGGAAAAUACGGCGCUCAAACUAAGAUCGGACAAGAAUGAGAUCGAAGAAUUUUAUAUAACGAAAAUUCGCGAAUACAUACUCGCUACAUCACGAAUAGCAAGGCUUGACUCUAAGGCAGAAUUCUUGCGCAGUGCACUGACCAAGGACUCAGUCGUAAAGGCGGACACACUCACCAAAUCCAACGUACCAAAGCGAAAGCGAAUCGGUCGUAUGAACAAAUCCGGCCGGCCAAAGCUGUUCGGUGGUUCACUGGAGGAGUACCUGGAAACUACCGCUGAGGAAAUUCCACUUAUCCUGCGAAGCUGCAUUCGGGUUAUUAACUUAUACGGGCUGCAUCAUCAGGGUAUCUUCCGAGUGUCUGGAUCUCAAGUAGAAAUAAGUAACUUUAAGGAAGGCUUCGAACGGGGCGACGAUCCGUUGGCCGACACUACUGAUGCCUCGGACAUCAAUUCGGUGGCCGGGGUGUUGAAGCUAUAUCUGCGGGAGCUUCGAGAACCACUGUUCCCGUUGAUUUACUUCGAUCACUUCGUUUCGCUGGCACAGCUAGAAUCGAAGCAUGAAAUCGUGCUGGGCAUUAGGAAAUUCUUUCAGAGUUUGCCUAAAUCGGUUGUCAUCGUGAUAAGAUAUUUGUUCGCGUUUUUAAACCAUUUAUCGGAAUAUUCAGACGAAAAUAUGAUGGACGCAUACAAUUUGGCUAUCUGUUUUGGACCCACGCUCAUGCCGGCACCAGAAGACAAGGACCAGGUGCAGUACCAGAAUCAGGUCAACGAACUGAUCAAAAAUAUUAUCGUCUAUCACGCGGAACUAUUCCCCAAGGAUCUCGGAGGCAUGCAGUAUGAAAAAUUUAUCUCAUCCGAACCGUUCGAGGAUAUUGAUGUUGGCGACUCUCCCACGGAACAGGUAUCAGAGGAUCCGGACUCUGAAGUUUACCCAUCGGAGGAUGAAUCAGACACAUUCGAAGCAAUUGUACAGUUUGACUUUAAUGCACGCUCAGAACGUGAACUGUCGUUACGAAAGGGUGAUAACGUGAUACUCUACAAUCAGGUCUCCAACGAUUGGUGGCGUGGAGCAGUGAACGGCAAAACCGGGCUCAUUCCAGACAAAUACAUUUCACUCAAAAUAAAGGACGAGGACCGGGACAAAAGUGAACACUUGAAGUCAUCCAGCUCGGAGGAAUCGGUCCGAAAGCGCCGCCCUAGCGGAAACAUCUCUCUAAACAGUCAACUUUCGAUCUGCACCCAGAACUCAAACACGCUGUCGAAUAUCACCUGUGGAAGCGAUUACACGGGUUCAACUAUCAGUACAGCGACUCAAGGGGGUGGUGGUGGUGGUGGAAACAGUUCAGCACCUCAAAGUGGUGCUGGCAGCGGCGGCGGUGGAAGUGGAAGUGGAAGCACCGCCAGUGUUCCCCCCGUAACUGGCUUGUUGCAAACUUCUAUGUCUUCCUCGCCCGGUCAUCCACAGUAUCAAACGAUUCAACAAAUGCAACAACAGCAACAACAACAGCAGCAACAACAACAGCCGGCCCAAAUUCCGAUCAACCACCAAGUUACGCAUCAACCACCGCUUCCGUCGGCUCAUUCGAUAAGCAUUGGCGAAAAGCUGAUAGCUGAGUUGAAAGAUCCGGACUACAUCCACUACGAUACGGUAGACCUCAAAGCGUCGACCUACAGCUAUCACGACGAACCGCACUCGUUCGAGACCUCAGCGGAAUACCUGGAGGACAUGAACCACUUCACAUUCGAGCAACAGAAACCAUCGGAACCGAUCUACGCCGAACCGACUAAAAUCACCGUCCAACGCGAUAAAUCGCCACUUCCGAGCGGCGGCGGCGUCGAAAGUGGUGGCAUUCUUGUUGCUGCUGCUGCUGUCGGGUCAGUUGGUGGUGGCGGCAGCGGCGGUGGUGAGGAUCCCGAUGACAUGGUAGAAUUUCGCUACGCCCUCGGCGGCAUGGGAGACCCACCGGAGCACACCAAAUCGGCACUGAUGUUGAACCGUCGAAGUGACACCCUACCGCUGGGUAAGUCGGGAGACGGCAAGAACCAAGCCGGCGACGAAAAUGGUGAGCUAAAACCGAUGCGAAAGUACCAUUCGAAAAGUUUUAGCCUCUCGGAAAAUAAGCUCAGCUUGGUGUCCACCGUCGGUGGGAACACGGGAGCUUCGACGUUGAAUGUGUUUCAGCAGAAUCGAGAUUUGUGGCAGAAGCGAGCCGCCCAGAGCUCCUAUCAAAACUUGGCUACGUCGAGAAUUCUAAGUCGGAACAGAAUUGCACCGGAUCUCGUUAUGGAUCUGCCUCCGGCUAUUGGGAAAGAUGGCCCCGGUAGUGCGUCACGUGAGUCUCUGGACAGUGAAUUGGAGGAUAUGACAUCAGCGGAACGGUUUGCUGCGCAAAACCAAUGCACACUGAAGAAGAACGAGAGGUUCUCUACCGAGUCAGUGGUGUACGAGAACACGAGCAACACUGGGAAGAAAGAAGUUAAACUGGAUUUGAAAGGCGGACCACCGCCGGAUAAACCGAAAGCAGAAGUCAAACCACAGGAGAGUAACAUCAAAACGCCGACUUCAACAGAUAUUCCAAAAAUCAUCGAAGAAGACGGUGGUGCUGAUGUGGGAGAAGACGUUGCGGAGGGUAUAACUAGGGUCACUUCAGAAGAGGUCGACCUGCAUAUCGACGAGUCAUCCGUUGGCGAGGGACUCCAGGUAGCCGUAUUAGUGCCGAAGGAACUGGCGAAAAGUCCGAUCCCAGCACGAAAUACGCAAAAGUUUGUAUCUCAAUUCGCCGAUCUGCAUCUGACCGGCGGAUGUUUGGUGAAAGCCUCGGAAAGCACAUCCGCGGCGGCUGCUACAUCGCUCGCGCAGGAGCAGCAGGCUAAAAGUCUUAGCUCGUUCAAACCCCAGGUUAAGGUUAAACCACAAAUAUUGAAGAAGCCACAGGUACUUCCACCGCACACACCCGAGAUGGGGCGACGGACACAGGACUAGAACCGGCGAAUGGGCCUCGGUUGUCGGUCCAAAACACUCAAUUUGUAAGUGAUAUACCAAAUAGAACAGUAGGAAAUCAGUAGGAAGUGAAAUCGAGGAAUUUUGUGCAAGGAUGGCAUGAUGAAUUAUGGGAAUUUGAGCGGUUAUUGGGAAUUGAGGGAAAUAUUACAGGGUCUGUCCCGAACAUCGCGAACGCAAAGCAGGGGCGCACGCUUACUACAGUUUUAGCACAGAGAAGUUUUUGGUCGAAUUUUAGAACGGGCAUACGAAUGAGUGCAGGAAAUUGGACAGUAAAAACACCAAUAUUUCAAUGUAACAAUAAAUACUAUAAUAAUGUAAGACUGGAUUGGUACAAUAUGCAAGUUGAGAAGAAAAAUUAGGAAGGAAAAUCGUUACUCAACCCCAAAAUCGGAUCAAUCGUAGCAAGUAGUACUGUGACGCUCUCACGCAAAUAAAAAAUAUCGAAUUUCUAAGUCAGUAGCGGUACAAUUUUUAAGUGUAUUAUUAAACGCAGGGAAAUACGUGCGGAUCGAUAGGCCCAAAAAAUUAAAAGAAAUGUGUAGGAAGUAGAAUGCGUAGGAGAAACGUACAUCACAAAAUUAUCUUUUGAUUAUCAUCAGGUUUAAGCAAGCAAGAAAUAGUGCGCGCAUAAGAAGGACUCUCUCCAGUGAUUUGGGCGACAAACGAUUUAUUGAUAUUAGCAUUAGUUUCAAUUGUACUGCUAACAACAUCUCCGAUUUUAAUUUUUUCAUAGUUAUUGUACAAGCAUUCAAUUAUUUUAAAUUAAGUUUCAACUUUGAAGGUAUCGCUCUGGCGCAAGCAAUCUACAUUUGGAUAAGUUUUAAUAAAAUAAACUAUUUUUAAAGUUAAACUUAUUCGGGAAUAUUCUUCGUUCACGUACCUAAUUGUUUUUUGAAAAAUAUUCUGCCCAAAUUUUUUGUAUAUGGACAUCAUUUAUUGCGAUCUCGAAGAUUUGUCAUUCGAAUGAUUCGUGACUUAAACAACGAAAGUUCAAUUCCAUAUUUUUUUUGUGAGCUUUUUUUCGUCAUUCAAAUAAACGCUAAACCCGCCGAUACUCUAGAAACUAGUUGGUUCUAAUCCGUUCCAACCAAAUCUGCAUUACAAUCCGAUAUCAUAGUCACACUCGAACCAUAGGAGUAAUAUAAGUACAAUCUAACCACCAGGUUGUUGCAUUCUAGGCACAAUACAGACUAAAAAUAGUUUACAGAACUACCUAGCAGCGGAAGCAGAAUCUCAAUUUAAUCGGCUAAUAAAAAUCUUUGUUGUCCAACAUUAAUACGUAUACAACUAAAUCUGCAGCAAAUACAGUAAACAAUAUUCAAAAAAUAGUGAAGAAAAAAACAAGCUAAUAGUAUUCAAAACAAGGGAGCUAUCAAUCACUUCGGUGACUAAAUCAAAUAAAGUCUAUAUGAAAUAGUAAAACUAAUACCAAUAUACGAAUCAAAUCCGGUGAUAAAGCACUAGUACAUACUAGCAGUCUGAGUGCAGCAUCAAGCCAUAAAACAGAGACGACGAGUAAACAGAAUGCAUAAAGUUAGUACAUACCUAUCUGUUCCAUCAUAUAACCUAGCGAAGUUGGCCAUCCUUCUUAAUCGUAUCCACAGUCAUUUUCAUAGGCUCAAACGAACUGUCUGUCUGUCUGUCUGUCACGUGAAAGCUUAUACACAUUCAAAACUCUAUCCACAUUCUAUACCAUCUUGUAGCCAUUGCAUUGCAUUACCAUUUAAUCACUACUGCACAACUCACAUUAACCCGUACAAUUGUUCCAGAAUAAACGAAUCUAUGAAAUCGCGAAUGAUUCGA